GAGUGAGAUCCACCAUUUCAGCCCGGAAGUUUGGUCAUUUGUUUAUCCCUUGACAGAUGGGUGUAAUUUUAAUUAUGAAGUAAUAUUACACGGUUUGAACUCCGGGCCACGUUGUUAAACUGUCAGUCUGUGAAGAAUCUCAGUUGAAAGUUGACUUCCUGGACAGUCACCGCUGCUUGUGGAGGACUUGAGUGAGAGCUGUCCAGCUAUCCUGGCUAGCGGUGGGCUAAUACCAGAGAAGGACAACAACAUUACAGCUGUAGCUAAGAUAGUAAACAAGCCACUACUUUCAGUGAGAAGACGAGAAGCGCAUCUAUCGGACGGAUAUGUGUUGCCGUUAGAUAACAUGUCGAAUCAGCUCCAGCCGGCUUUCCCGAUCCAACAGCUGCCUAAUCUGAACUCUGCUCCUUUCCCACAAUGUUUUGUGAAACCUUUUAACAACCCUCUUCAAAUCAAAAGGAAUGUAAUAACAGUCGAUUACAGUGUAACAAGUCAGGUGCUCGGGAUGGGGAUAAAUGGCAGAGUGUUGGAAAUAUUCCACAAAGAGAGUGGAGAAAAGUUUGCACUAAAGAUGCUGCAGGAUUGUCCAGAGGCCAGGCGGGAGGUUGAGCUCCACUGGAGGGUGUCAACUUGCCCCUACAUUGUACCCAUCAUAGAUGUUUAUGAGAAUCUUUACCAUGGCAGGAAGUGUCUCCUCAUCGUGAUGGAGUGCAUGGAUGGAGGUGAAUUGUUCAGUCAUAUCCAAGACAGAGGGAAUCAUGCACAUGCAUUUACAGAAAGAGAGGCCUCUGACAUCAUGAAAAGUAUAGGAGAAGCCAUUAAUUUCUUGCAUUCCAUCAACAUUGCUCACAGAGACAUCAAGCCGGAGAACCUGCUGUACACCUCCAAAAGGCCAGAUGCCCUCCUCAAGCUGACGGAUUUUGGGUUUGCCAAAGAAAUCACCACCUUAAACUCUUUAGCAACUCCAUGUUUUACCCCCUACUACGUUGCUCCAGAAGUUCUUGGUCCAGAGAAGUAUGACAGAUCCUGUGACAUGUGGUCUCUGGGUGUCAUUAUGUAUAUUCUACUUUGUGGAUAUCCUCCCUUUUUCUCACAUCAUGGUCUGGCAAUAUCCCCAGGAAUGAAAAGACGGAUCCGUAAUGGACAAUAUGAGUUCCCCAACCCAGAGUGGUGCGAUGUGUCUGAGGAAGCCAAGCAGCUAAUCUGCCAUUUACUGAAAACCGAGCCCACCCAGAGAAUGAACAUCACCAAGUUCAUAAACCAUCCCUGGAUUAAUCAGUCAGUGGAGGUCCCGCAAACGCCUCUUCACACCAGCCGCGUGCUGCACGAGGAACAAGAUGUCUGGGAGAAGGUUAAGGAGGAAAUGACAAAUGCCCUACAAACCAUGAGAGUGGACUAUGAUCAAAUUAAAAUCAAAACCAUCGAAGACUCUACAAAUCCUCUACUCUUGAAGAGAAGAAAGAAAAGUAAAAACUCAACCACACAACCUCCAGGCUAGUGAAAUAAAGACGUUUUAAGAGGUAUUCAGUUUCACACAAACACACAUGCAUACGAUUUAGUAGGGGAAAGCUAGCAAUAAGAUCUUUACGAAGAAUGUUUUAUUGGCAAGUGGCUCUCAUACGUUUUCUAUGUUUUUACCAGUUUUAAAUUCUUUCCUCAAAUGGUUUUAUUUUAAUACAACAACGCCCCUAGACCUUUUGGUAAAUGUGCUUUAAGGACUUUUGAGCUCUCUAUGCACUGAAAAGGUAUUCUGUGUGUACACUAAGGGUUAUUCAUAAAUCGUCUCACUAGAGUAAACUACAAUCUAUUGUGCGUCUUAUGUGUUGUAUAUUAGGACCGUUUUUAUAUUUCUGAUGUACAUAUUUUAGUGAGCUUUGUUUGGCGUCAAUUGACCGUUUUCAGUUUGUUUUCUGUCUCUUUUCUUUUAGACUGACUUUUUGGCUUGAGGGUGUUAUUGAGAUAGUUUGCCAGCAUCAUUCAUAUGUUACUAUUGAAUGUCCGUUACCAGAAACCAUAACUUUUGUUUGGUAUGCUGACAUGGUGUUCGAAGUAUUUCUCCUUACCACUACAUAAGAGUUUUCUUUCCAAAUUGUGGUUGUGCGGUAUGUAACACUUAUUCGCCAAAUGUAGGAAUAUUCAAGCUUGCUAUGCUCAUGAGACGGGUGAUAAUUUUAUUGAUAAAACUGUGAUGCCAACUGGCGCUUUUGUAGCAAUAAUUUCCCCGAAAGCAGUCAUAUAAAAGUAGUUGCAUGAGAUCUGUUGUGUGAGGCGUUGUAAGAAAAGUUGACGGCAGUAAACCUUUGGAUGGUGUUGAGAUACAGUGAGUUACAGUAAAAAAUGUUACACAUCAUUAUUAUUAUGUCUGUCUUUCACUAUGGAUUAAAUAUCUUGAUAUUCUC
Messenger RNA from Cottoperca gobio, 2399 nucleotides. Its product is annotated as MAP kinase-activated protein kinase 2-like. The record is from RefSeq and is a predicted model, not a curated record. NCBI's taxonomy places the organism in Eukaryota, Metazoa, Chordata, Actinopteri, Perciformes, Bovichtidae. Gene Ontology annotation, molecular function: protein kinase activity; ATP binding. The coding region runs from base 347 to 1498 and encodes 383 amino acids. The transcript is spliced from 10 exons. Gene Ontology annotation, biological process: protein phosphorylation.